AUGGGGGACCUGCCGUUAGCAAGAUGCGACAAAGCUCCCGCUUUCACCAAGGUGGGCGUCGACUUUGCAGGUCCUAUGUUAAUUAAGCAGACUGGUAGAAAGGUAGCACCUGUAAAGGGAUAUGUGAGCGUAUUUGUGUGUUUGGUUACUAAGGGAAUUCACCUGGAACUGGUUGAAGACCUGUCUGCUGAUGCAUUUAUUGCCGCAUUGUUGCGAUUUGUCUCUCGUCGUGGCGUCCCUGAGCAAAUAUUUUCCGAUAACGGGACAAACUUUAUCGGAGCCCGCAACGACUUGAUCGAACUGCACCGCCUUUUUAAGGAUCGAACCACCAAUUUGAAUUUAGAAGAAUUCUGUCAAUCCCGACAGAUUGAAUGGAAAAUGAUUCCUCCAAAUGCACCACACAUGGGAGGAAUUUGGGAGGCAGGGGUUAAAAGCAUGAAGGCAAUCUUGAAAAGAAAUUUGAAUUCAUGCCUACUUACAAUGUCUGAACUUUCGACAUUACUCUGCCAGAUUGAGGCUCAGCUAAAUUCUCGGCCAUUAUAUGCGGCCUCCGACGACCCAUCAGAGCUUGAACCCUUGACUCCGGGACAUUUCAUGAUCGACAGACCUUUAGUUGCUAUUCCGGAGCCAAGCUACGACGGAAUUCCUGUCAAUCGGCUUUCCAGGUGGCAGUAUGUCCAGCAUUUGCGUGAGGAGUUCUGGAAACGCUGGUCUCUAGAAUAUCUGCAGGAGAUGCAGAUACGACAAAAAUGGGACAAGAGAAAGGAGAACAUUAAAGCUGGAAUGGUGGUAAUCAUUCGAGACGACAACUUACCACCGUAG
Messenger RNA from Topomyia yanbarensis, 822 nucleotides. RefSeq lists its product as uncharacterized. The record is from RefSeq and is a predicted model, not a curated record. The coding region runs from base 1 to 822 and encodes 273 amino acids. Gene Ontology annotation, molecular function: nucleic acid binding. The transcript has a single exon. Gene Ontology annotation, biological process: DNA integration. NCBI's taxonomy places the organism in Eukaryota, Metazoa, Arthropoda, Insecta, Diptera, Culicidae.